Messenger RNA from Coregonus clupeaformis (lake whitefish), 4067 nucleotides. Its product is annotated as netrin receptor UNC5B-b. Lineage: Eukaryota; Metazoa; Chordata; Actinopteri; Salmoniformes; Salmonidae. Gene Ontology annotation, molecular function: netrin receptor activity; protein binding. Gene Ontology annotation, biological process: anterior/posterior axon guidance; netrin-activated signaling pathway. The record is from RefSeq and is a predicted model, not a curated record. Gene Ontology annotation, cellular component: membrane.
AUGAGAGCCACACAGGGCCAGCCAGGCAGCGCUGAGGAACAGAGCAGUGACUACAGCGAGGUGAUAUCAGACCCUUUCUCCUUCGCCCCGGCAGAACCUCUCCCAGAGUUCCAGCUGGAACCGGAGGAUGGGUUCAUCGUUAAGAACCGUCCGGUGCAGCUCCGCUGUAGGGCCGCUCCCGCUACGCAGAUCUACUUCAAAUGUAACGGAGAGUGGGUCAACCAGAACGAUCAUGUGACCAGAGAGAGCCUCGAUCAGAUCACAGGGCUGGUGGUGAGGGAGGUGGAUAUCUCCGUGUCGAGGACCCAGGCGGAGGAGCUGUUUGGUCUGGAGGACUACUGGUGUCAGUGUGUGGCCUGGAGCUCUGCAGGAACCACCAAGAGUAGCCGCGCAUACGUCCGCAUUGCAUACCUGCGUAAGAACUUUGAGCAGGAGCCGCUGGGUCGAGAGGUGAGAUUGGAGCAGGAGGUGUUGCUGCAGUGUGGACCCCCUGAGGGCAUGCCCCCUGCUGAGGUGGAAUGGUUGAAGAAUGAGGACACCAUAGAUCCGUCUCAGGACUCUAACUUCCUGAUGACCAUAGAUCAUGACCUCAUUAUUAAACAGGCCCGUCUCUCUGACACUGCCAACUACACCUGUGUGGCCCGCAACCAGGUGGCCAAGAGACGCAGUAGUACUGCCUCGCUUAUCGUCUAUGUGAGUGGGGGCUGGUCUUCGUGGACUGAGUGGUCGGAGUGUAACGCCCAGUGUGGGCGGGGCUGGCAGCGACGGACACGCAGCUGCACCAAUCCUGCGCCUCUAAACGGGGGAGCCUUCUGCGAGGGCCCGCCUUUUCAGAGAGUCACAUGCACCACUCUGUGUCCAGUGGACGGAGGCUGGACGGAGUGGGCCAAGUGGUCAGCGUGUGGGACAGAAUGCACCCACUGGAGGAGCAGGGAGUGUCAGGCCCCACCGCCCCGAAACGGAGGACGCCACUGUAGUGGUAGCAUGAUGGAGAGCAAGAACUGCACCAACGGACUCUGUACACGCAGUAAAAAGGUUUCUGUUGAACAUGCCAGUGAUCCGUUGGAUCCUGGUAUGGGUGUAAUGGUGUAUGCCGGCCUGCUGGGGGCGCUGUUGCUGUGUGUGGUGCUGGUGCUGUGUGUGGGGGUGUUGGCAUACCGACGCAACUGUCGCCAUCUCCACGGCGAUAUCACUGACUCCUCCUCCGCCCUCACCACAGCCUUCCAGCCCGGCAACUACAAACCACCCAGACAGGACAACCCUCACCUCCUCCACCCCUCUGCGCCCCCGGACCUGACGGCCACAGCGGGUACCUUCAGGGGUCCCCUCUUCUCCCUGCAGCAGGGUGCCAACGAUGGCCACCACAAGAUCCCCAUGACAACCUCUCCCCUGCUGGACCCCCUGCCCAGCCUCAAGAUCAAGGUGUACAACUCGUCUAACCUGUCAUCCCUGGAGUCACCAGCAGAUGGCCACAGCGACCCUGAGAUCCUCAGCCUGAAACACGUUGGCAUGGGGGGCACAUUGGGUAGUGCCAUGGCACGGGACAGAGACGGGUACCAUACACUGUCCAGAGAGCCUGGCCACAGCACCUCCGUUACCCUGGGCAACCUGGGGGGACGCCUUACCAUCCCUAACACAGGUGUGAGUCUGUUGGUUCCAUCUGGUACUAUUCCUCAGGGGAAGUUCUAUGAGAUGUACCUCAUCAUCAACAAGUGGGAGAAAACAACGUUACCGUCGGAGGGCAGUCAGACAGUGCUGAGCCCGGUGGUGAGCUGUGGACCAUCAGGCAUGCUGCUGAGUCGCCCUGUGGUCCUCACACUGCCACACUGUGCCCAGCUAGAUACCCCAACACCAGACUGGACCCUCACCCUCAAGACACAGACAAACCAAGGGGCGUGGGAGGAGGUGCUGACGGUGGGAGAGGAGAGUCUCUCGUCCCCCUGCUACCUCCAGCUAGAGGAGUCUAACUGCCACGUGGUGAUGGAGCAGUUGGGGACCUACGGUCUGGUGGGCCAGUCCUGCCCUCCCCAGCCAGCCUGUAAGAGGCUACAGCUGGCCCUGUUCGCCCCCAGAGCCCCCUGUCUCUCCCUGGAAUACAUCCUGAGGAUUUACUGCACACAGGACACACCACAAGCCCUGAAGGAGGUGUUGGAGUUGGAGAGGAGUCUAGGAGGGGUGUUGCUGGAGGACCCUAAACCCCUGUUGUUUAAAGACAGCUACCACAACCUGCGUCUGUCCAUCCAUGACAUCCCUCACUCACAGUGGAGAAGCAAACUACUGGCCAAGUACCAGGAGAUUCCGUUCUACCAUAUCUGGAGUGGUAGUCAGAGACCCCUCCACUGUACCUUCAGCCUAGAGAGAGGCAGCCUGGCCGUGUCUCAGCUCACCUGUAAGAUCUGUGUCAGGCAGGUGGAAGGAGAGGGACAGAUCUUCCAGCUGCACACAGACAUACAGGAGACCCUCCCGCCCUGCUCCCCCCUCCCCUCAGGGGGUACCUGCCUGCAAUCCUCCCAGGUGGGGCCCUAUGCCUUCCGUCUGCCCACCUCCAUACGACAGAAGAUCUGUGCCAGUCUGGAUGCCCCCAGUGCCCGCGGCUGUGACUGGAGACUGCUGGCACACAGCCUGGGCUUCGACAGGUAUCUGAACUACUUUGCAACAAAGCCCAGCCCCACAGGUGUUCUGUUGGACCUAUGGGAGGCCUGUCACCAAGGCGAUGCGGACCUGGUGUCCCUGGCGACCGCUCUCGAGGAGAUGGGCAAAAGUGAGGUCCUUGUUGUCAUGGCGACAGACGGCGAUUGCUGAUUGGUCAAAGAAAAAGGAGACAGAGAAAAAAAAGCGGGGGGAAAUCUUGACAUCGUAAAGAAAUAAAUACAAAUACACCAAUACUUGCCUAUGGAUAUGCACAUGGAAACAUACCCAGUCCUUCUGCACAGACGUAGCACUACAGACUCCUAUGGAAACAUACCCAGUCCACACCUUCUGCACAGACGUAGCACUGCAGACUAUUAGGUUUCUCUCGUCUGUAACCUCUGUCCCAUGGCCCAUCAGUGCCCCCCUUCAUCAGCCUCUCUAUGCCCAGCACACCCACCCCAUCCUGGGCUAGCUCUGCUACCCGCUGCCCAGGCUCACCUUGAGGCCUAACUGUUGCAGCUUUCCUGAAGGUGAAAGCUGUUGGUGUAAGGUUCUGAAAUAGGUGUUAAAUCCUCUCUAUGUCAUCCGUGUGGUGUGUUGUUUUAACAGAGCAGAAACAAGCUGUUUACUUGUACAUAAACACCCAUUUGCUUGAAGACUUUCAAAAAAUAAAAUGUCAAGCACUCAUACAAUCAAAGUGCACAUACACAAACACACGCGAACACACGGUGAGCGGCAGGAAGUGCAGAUCUGUCUGUCUCAAACCCCUCAGUCUUCGGACACACAAGACGGAGUCACAGACACAGUCACAGACAGAGUCACAGACACAGAGAGCCGCUGGACGUGGACACAGACACACAGACACACUCCACUUUCCUAUCCCUUUGGAUGCAGUCUUCUGGUGUUUUUUACUGACAAGACAACAAUCAGUCCUAUCAGGACUGAUUCUCUCUAAUCUCACAUUGAUUUCUGUUUUUAUAUUUUCAUUUCAUUUUGGGUAUCGAAUGGGGGUAAAGAUAGUUUGUAUUUAUGUUUCUACAGUAGCAGAGGGUUUGUUUUAAACUAUGUGGGUCUUGGGAUGGAUGGCGUGGGUGACUGACUAUCUGGUAAAGCUUUAUUAUAAGACUUUAUAAAGGCUUGUACAUGCUUAUAGGUGGGGUGGGGUGACGGUCUAGACCGAUUUGAUUCUUGAUACCAACAAACGCCUCAAAGCCUUGGCAUGUCAUGCUGUGUCUCAAAUGGCACCCUAUUUACUUUAUAGUGCACUAGUUUUGACUAGGACCCCCAUAGGGCUCUGGUCCAAAGUAGUGCACUACGUAGGGAACAGGGUGCCAUUUGAGACGCACCCAUUCACAUUCAGAGGUUGUCUUUCAUCUCCCCCCUCCCUUCAUCCUUCUGUAUUUCCUCUCUCUCUCUCUCUCUCUCUCUCUCUCUCU